Messenger RNA from Mizuhopecten yessoensis (Yesso scallop), 4370 nucleotides. Its product is annotated as perlucin-like. The transcript has 5 exons. Lineage: Eukaryota; Metazoa; Mollusca; Bivalvia; Pectinida; Pectinidae. The coding region runs from base 151 to 882 and encodes 243 amino acids. The record is from RefSeq and is a predicted model, not a curated record.
AGUAAAGUGCCUGUUCGGAAUAAAGUGACGACAGAUUAGUUGAUAUUUCAUCAUUGUUGAUAAUAAUUAAUACGCGAUCAUCAUUUUCAGAACGUUAAACAAUCUAGCAGGUCAUCUUAACUGUUAAUUCAAAACGUUAAACAACCUAGCAUGGAGAGUACUCGGUGUUUAUAUAUUUUGGUAUCCUUUUUUCUUAUUUCGGUAACGCAACAACAAGCACUGUUCACCGAAACACAGCAACAACAGCUUAAGGAUGACAAGCUACUACGGAAAAUCUCCGAACAACUAUGGCCUCUCGUGGACGAAUAUGCUACACAUGAAUUUAACAACGCCAUGUUCGAGUUAAGACAAACGUUUCUAACAGAGAUUGAUCAACUUUCGGACGAAAUUAAUAACCUCGCUGAACAAGCCGCACAGGUGGAAGAGGCUAUGAAGAAUAUGACACGUGGACAUGGGGUACUGGGAUGUCCAAAAGUAACAGGCGGAUAUUAUCACCUAGUCGGCCAGAACUGCUACAUGUUCAAUGAUGUAAAGAAAACGUGGUACGAGGCUAAGGAAUGGUGCGUGUUGAAUAAGGGACAUUUAGCCAGGCCCACAACAUUUGAUAUCAACCAAUACUUGAAGAAUGAAUGUAGGGUUAGAGGGAAACAGUACUGGAUUGGAGGCCAUGACACAGUACAGGAAGGGGUGUGGCUUUGGGAUAAUGGUGACCCUAUCCCUAGCAUUGCUAUGGACUGGGCACCAGGGGAACCGAAUAACUAUGGUUCUGGGCAGGAUUGUCUGGGCAUCGGACAAGACCAAGCAAAACAAUGGGACGACAAAAGUUGCAACCACAACUUGGAAUUCGCCUGCCAAACAGCAGCAGUAUAUCAGCUUCGCUAAUAGGCCUUUUGAAGGAUGUUUGCUAUUCGGAACACCUCAAGAUUUACAAUUGGUGUGUUCUCAAUCAUUUUAUAUCAUGUUUGGAAAACAGAUGGAAAACAUUUUAUCAAAUAAUAAAACUAUUCUGUUCAAUUAUAUGUAUUUAUAUGCAUAUUUUUAGUACAAUGUAUAAAUUUCAGUAGUCUUCUGGUUGUUUUUGCAAGAAUAAGUGUUAAAAAUCAAAUAAAUGUAAUGAAAUAGAUAUGUGUGUAUAGAGUAGGGUUGUCAAACCAGUCACAUUUUGGUAACCGGUUACUCGAACAAUAUUCCGACCAUGUAACCGGUCAAUCGGUCAAUUUGGUAAUCAAACAUUAAACAAAGACAACUCGUUAUUUGUUUAGCAAAUUUUCUGUUUAAAACGUAUUAAUACCAUAUACAUACAUGUAUAUAUUAACUAGCAUGAUAGUAUACUCGCUUAUUUCAAGCUAAAUGUAGGAAAUAGUUAAAUGUAACCUCGGUAAGUAUAUGUCAUGGACAACAUAUGUCGGAAUACAGUAAGGCGGGAUUCUAUUGCAGUUAUCUGUGCUCGAAAUCAUAUGCGGUAAUAUUGUUCUUUAGUUUCCAUGCAUGUUUGCUCAUUCAAGUGAGUACCCUUCAGAUUAUCUUUACAAUUCGCAUUUAAAAGCGAGGUCUACCUCUAACAAUUGAUAUCUCACAACUUAAAAUGUAUUCUGGCUUCCUUUUAAAAUCUGUUUUAGGUUUUUUUUAUGGUGCUGGUAACGUCCCAUUGUCAAUCUUUACAAUAGAGUGCAAAAACACUGCCUGAGCACAGCUUCGCGAGCCAAGGGUGUUCAAUACGAUACUCUCAUAAUAGGAGAGUAUCGUAUUGAACACCCUUGGCUCGCGAAGUUGGCCUGAGCACUGUUUUUAUUAUAAAACAAUCCGAUUUUGGUUGUAUAUAUAGACAAUUUGUAGGUCUAAUUCAGGGAAAUAUGGGGCCUCCCAAAGGGGGUUACAAUGUCCGACUAUUCGGUUAUAGAUUUUGAUAACCGGUUCGUAGUCUUCCGACUGAGUAGCCGGUUAACCGUUGGCAACCCUAGUAUAGAUAAUUUGUUUAUCCGAAAUAGAUAAUUCCUGUCUAUUGUAGGUAAAUACCCAGUCACGGAAACAUGAGCCCAAUAACAGUUACUGCUUCAUGUUAUCGAUUAAAUACGUUCUUAAUGUUAUUCAUUGAUGGAACAGAGAAAAUCGUUGUUAUUAGAACAAAUUCGUCAUGACGUUUGUUUUCAAAACGUCACACGAGAGUUGUCGGGAAUUCCUGUCGAGCAACAGAACAGAAACAGCUUUCCGUGAGGGUUAUAUAACAAUUAUAUAUUAUAGUUAUACAAUUCAAGAAACAGUGCAUACGUAUUGCUUCACAUCCCUAGUAUUUUAACUAGGAGUGCAAACCGAAAGCAGUUCGAUACUUAUACCUACCUUCUUAAAUAUUUGAAUAUCAUGGAAAAUUAAAUUUAUUUAAUUUCUCAAAAUUCAUUUUUAAUGGAUGGUCAGUGGUUUUCAACGUUACAGUUAUGACGUCAUAAUAAUGAUGACGUCAACAAGUGGGUCAUGGCAUUCAUAGCUGAUAUUUAUAGCUGAUAUGAAUGAUUUCUAAACUUGGCAGGGUUAUGUACUGACAGUGUUAGCAUCUAAUAUGGAAAACACUUGUUUUUGUACAGGCAACAAACACAAAACAUGCUGUUGUGCCAUUGUUUACUUAACACAAGUUGAACCAUAUUUUUAGCUGCACAUGCGCAUUUUUUACAACGUUGUUUAUACUGUAAGUGUUAAAAGAUGCCUUUUUUACAGUGACGAUACGCUUACAAUGACAAAUAAGUUUAUCAACAGAAACAGACGGCACCAUUACUUCAUUCCGUGCAAACCCCGUACAUGAAAUCAAUAUAGUUGGCGAUUGGUUUUGAAAUAUUUCCAAUUACUUUCUUAUGAUUUUUCAUGCAUGUGUGUUUUUGAAACUAAACAGUAAACACAGAAUAUUGGUGCACUGGAUAUGCAUGCUUGGAUCAGUAAAAUCUUAUUAGCUGUGCCUAAGUCUAAAAUUUGAAAGCAAGAGAGGAAGAUGAAAUACAGCAUCUAAGCAGGUGGAAUAACGCUGUUUUUGUAAUAUGAUCUGGGUUUGGUUUGGUUUGGUUUAAUUUUGUUUAACGUCCUAUUAAUAGCUAAGGUCAUUUAAAGACUUGCCUCCAUUUGUGCAUUGUAUGCUUGCUUGCGUGUGUGUAUGCAGGAUACAGGGUAUGUUGGCGUGCUGGCCUCCUUGUGAUAGCGCGGAUCUGAUGCCGACUUUAUAGUGCUAUCUCAGUGAAAUGCCACGUCGAAGGCACUCAGUACAGCAUUCCGCCCGGUCACAUUAUACCGACAACGGGUGAACCAGCUGUUGUCAUUCCCCUUAAUGCUGAACGUUAAGCAGGGAAUAUCAACUAAGUUAAUACGAUUUACCGUUGAUGGAUAGAGCUAGCCGAUAUUAUACUGACCUAUUGUAGAGUUUACUGCGACAUUUAUGUUAUAGAUAUGUACACGAGCGUGGGAAAAUUGACCAUGAUGAGACGAAAAUAUGAUGUGGUGCUACAAAACCAACAAUAAUUGAAAAUCUAUAUAUAGAACUGAAAAGGAAAUAUUAGUGAGAGAAGGAGAAAACCUAUUUUGUUAAUGUUUCAUCGUUACACUUAGAACUAUUUACUCUAGACUAUAGCUCAUAGUCUUUCUGAAAUGCAAAGCUACAGUACUAGGCAACUAGACAACGAUCUGGCAGGUAGCAUAUGUACAACUGUGUUUAUCGUUGAGCCCUUCUUAUCCUCAACGAUUCGUUUUAUCAUAUGGAGGACCAAGAUAUGUCAUAUACAUCACACUAGACCUCCUAUCGGAUGCAUUUGCUUCAAAAAUCUUCGUUUUAAAGGAAAUCUUGUGAACAAUUAUUUAUAUUCUUCUGGGAAAGUUAUUUACAAAAUACUAUUCCCACUAUUUGUUGCUCUGUAUUAUAAUAAAUCAUGAUGAAGGUACAUGACUCCGUACCCCAUCAAUUAACAGUCGAUUUACUAAUAUUUUGGUGAUAUAUUGCUAAACAAUGAUUAAAAUGUUAAAAGGUUUGAAGCUACUCAAUUCUUUUUCUAAAAAUGAAGUUGAAAAUAAUGAAUUAUUUUCAGUUUGAUUAAAUUAAGUGAACCUUAUCAAUUAUAUUGUCCAUCCAACCGCCAAACUCUAUUAAAGGCUUUAUCCAUAUUCCUUUCCCUAAUGUGUUAUUCUAUUGUUCAGCCUCAAUCGUUUUCUGAAUGUAAUUAUUUCCCAAGUUAUUACUGUGAAGGUCUACAUAUUGUAUUAGCCGAGCUUGUUAUACACGAUGAUAAUUAUGGACUGUGUAUAGGUACAUUCGCACUGUUUUCAGAACCGUCUCCAUGAAAUGUCUAAUGAAAUUGUACAUGUUCAAUUAACCUGAAUAAAAUGUAACUUCAACUAAA